Messenger RNA from Naumovozyma castellii, 2376 nucleotides. It is a transcript of the gene MDM20, whose product is annotated as Mdm20p. NCBI's taxonomy places the organism in Eukaryota, Fungi, Ascomycota, Saccharomycetes, Saccharomycetales, Saccharomycetaceae. Bases 1 to 2376 code for a protein of 791 amino acids. The transcript has a single exon. The record is from RefSeq and is a predicted model, not a curated record.
AUGUCUUCCAAAAUUGAAGAGGAGAUCUUUCAAUGCAUUGAGAGGUCGAAUUUUAAACAAUGCAACGAGAAGAUUGCUCUUUUGAAGAGGCAAUUCCCCAAAUCGGCAUACAUAUCUACAUUAGAAAUAUAUGCCAAGUUCAAACAAUCUCCAACCAAAUUUGACUAUGAGAAAGAUCUAGGAAACCUAUAUGGAGUUAAUGGCUCUCUUAUUACCAGUGACCUACGGGCAUUAGAUUUGUUACACAAAUUAUUCAUCGAAUUGGAGAGGUAUGAGGAAGCGCUACAUGUCUAUGAAGCUGCCAACUUCAAAUAUACCAGUUAUGAACUGGUAAGCCAAUGGUUUGAAAAAGCCCUUGAGGAUUUCCACUUUAAUCACAUGGCAAGAUCCAGUCUUCAGAUGGUAAAGUUUAAAGAAGUGAAUCCAUUACCAUCUCGAAAUUAUUACUUCUGGAAUGCACUAUGUGUAAUUGCUCUUUUUAAAUUCCAAAAUGAUAAGGUUACUGAACAAGAAUCUAAAAUUUUGCCUCAAUUGGCUUACAAAAAUUUAUGCAACGUUAAACCAUUCCAAUCAAAUCAAGAGUUAAUUGUAUUUGGCCUAUUAAUAGAGGAACUCUUUCCAAAUGAUGAGGAGAAGAUUAACGAACUGAUUAACCUAAUUGUUCCCCAAUUAUCUAAAUCUGUUGAUUUGUAUUUGAAAAAUUUUAUACUGAACUUUUUGAACGAUAGAAAUCCAGAACUUUUGUUUGAAUGUUGUAAGAUUAUUCUAAAGCACAUAGAUGACUUUGAAGCUAUUAAAUCAUUAUUACAUGCAGCCAAAGAAACAGCUAAAACUAAGGAGGAGGCACUUUCUUUAAUUGAUGAGCUUGUUGGGGACUCAAGAAAUUCAAGAUUGGCUAGAAUAGAAUGUGAUCUUAUGUUUACUAGAGAAGUUUCCAAAAAAAUCACUUUUAUUUUAUUUGGAAAAAACCAUAAUAAACCAUGUUGUGCAGUAGACAUGUUACAUUAUCAGGAACAAAUAAACCAAGAUGUUUUGAAAGAUGUAAUGCAGAAUAUUACUGAGAGAGAUGUCAUUCAUGAUUCCAACGUUUUCAAAUUAAAACUCGAAGAUGUAGAUCCAAUUGACUUUUACCAGAGACAUAAGGAUUCGUUAUCAGAAAAGUCAAAGACUGACUACUCACAAUCCUCCAUUUUUAUAUUAGCAUUAGUAAAAAGAGUCUUAUUGAAGAAUGAACCCACUUUGGAUGAUAUAAUACUAUCUCUUUCGUUGUUAGAAAACUAUCAAAUGCAAGACCCUCAUAACUAUGAUACCAAAACAUGGAUCAUCGCAAUCUACAUGCACCUUGGCCUUGUUCCUCUAGCAUAUUCUCAUUACUUGGACCUCAAGGUGAAAAAUAUCCAAAAUGAUUCAAUGAACUACCUUAUUUAUACCAGAUUUUCUUCAUUGUUCCCCUCAAAGCAAGAUGAUUUCUUAAAUAAGACAUUCAAAGAAGACUGCGCCCUUUAUGACGUUUCAUUAGAAAGAGUUCCUCAAUUUCUGAAAAUAUCAUUUGAAAGAAAGGCAUACUGCAAAAUUUUGGGUAUGUUUGAAUUUAGAAGCAAAUUGGAAAGAUCGAGUUCAAAAUGGAUGAAGACUUGUGAAGUCUUGCAAAUGUCACGACUCUGUAAUGAUAAGCGCGCAUCCUUGUUACAGAAAUUACAUCAAGAUUGGGGAAAAUUAGCACUUAUGGGAUCCACAGGUUGGAGUGAUAAUAGAGACUGGACUAUUUUUGGAAAUGACAUUAAGAAUGAAAAUCUACCCGAUAUUUUAGAUUAUUUGAAAGUCAACGAUGAAUGGAUUUCGCUAAAUUGCGUCAAAGAAUUCAUGAUUGAGUGUAUCCCUACCGGAAAGAAAAGUAGCAUGGUAGAUGAAUACUUAAAAAAUCUAUCCAAAGAUUUAUCUUUAGAGAACGUUCUUGCCAACUCUCUAACGAAGGCCGAAGUUUGGUCGUUUAAGGUCAUAUAUGAUAUAUAUGAGAAUGACGGUAAAAACUUACUUUCUUUUCUCCAAGACACAUCAAUUCCAGCAGACUCUAAAAGUGGUUGGAAGCUCACACAUACGUACUUAAUGAAGCUUUCCACUUUGAAAACUUUAGACGGCUUCAAGAGAAUUAAAGACAAGGAAACCAAGAAACUGAUUAAAGAGGCCAUUAAAAACUUGAGGGAAUCAUGUGAUUCUUUGUAUCAGGCAUAUUCAUUGAAGCUAACAGCAGCUUGUGAUGCUUUAAAUAACUCGGGAAACUCCGAACUAUUGAAACCUCUUGGCUUCAUGCCAUUGGGGGUUACUGGACUUCAAAAUUCCCUAUUAACGGUGCAAAAGAACGUUAGGAAUUUAUGA